CUUACCCGGAAAAUAGGAUGGCUGUUCGUCUCUGCCUGGGCAACGUUAAAGUGACUGAAAAAGAGAGGACUAUUGAACUGAAGCUUGAAGUGAAAGCCUCUUGGAACAUGGUGAUGCACGAGUGCAAUCGAACGUCACUGCUGAUGGUGGAAAAGGGGAUUCCGCCUUUGGGGCCUUCCAGCUCCAGGACUAUUUCUGCGCAUAACCUCGAUGGUUUCGACCUGCCGUACCUCCGGUUUCGAGAAGCCACCAAUGUGCGCCCGCUCACCAGCCAGGAUCGCACUCUCACGGUCAAUCGCGCGAGGAAGGGGAUUUGUUCGGCCAGCUACAUGGUCAGAUACGCUCUCGUUAUCGCUUGUCCGAUGGUUUUCAACAAUUUUCCUGCUGAUGAACAAAUAUGUGACAUCAACAUCCAGCACGACACCGAAGAGGGUUGGUCGGAGACAACUCGUCACCUGGUCUGGGAAGAGGAGAACGCGAUUGAUUUGUUACCUUCUUUCAAGCAUCCGGAAUUCGACCUCGAGGCCAGCAAGACGAAGUUUAAGCAGCACUGGAGCAGCACGGUUCCCAAGGUGUCCGGUGGUUUAGGACUCCGGCUGCGACUCACGCGACGCCUCACAGCGCAGCUACUGCAGACGUACGCGCCCAGCGGUCUUCUCGUGGUGCUGUCCUGGUCCGGUUUCUGGCUCCGUGGUCUGGGCGAGCGUUUGGGCCUCUGCUGCAUGCUGCUGCUGGCGCUCUGCACCCAGAUUAGUCAGCUUCGCAGGAUCUUGCCUCCCUGCGCUGGUCUCACGGGCGUCGAUGUCUGGAUGUUCUCGUGCCUCCUUUUUGUCUUUGCCGUGCUGGUGGUUUUUACCCUGAGUCACAACAUCAAACUGAAGAGAAGAAGCGGAAACGUCAGCGAGACGCGCGAUCGUCGUCGCCAGAACGAAUAA
Messenger RNA from Dermacentor silvarum, 935 nucleotides. RefSeq names its product glycine receptor subunit alphaZ1. NCBI's taxonomy places the organism in Eukaryota, Metazoa, Arthropoda, Arachnida, Ixodida, Ixodidae. The coding region runs from base 18 to 935 and encodes 305 amino acids. Gene Ontology annotation, molecular function: extracellular ligand-gated monoatomic ion channel activity; chloride channel activity; neurotransmitter receptor activity. The record is from RefSeq and is a predicted model, not a curated record. The transcript is spliced from 7 exons. Gene Ontology annotation, biological process: chemical synaptic transmission; regulation of membrane potential; chloride transmembrane transport. Gene Ontology annotation, cellular component: neuron projection; membrane; synapse.